AUGGCCCGGUUACAACACAAACCAAUUUCUUCAGUCAUUUUUGGUGAUUAUGUUUCACUUGUUGAUGGGUUUGGAAUCUCACGCUUUAUUUUGUCACUAUCUUAUGUCCAAGGAAUACACUACUUAACCUCAAGUCGGCCUACAGGAGCUUAUAUACAUGAUCGACCCACUUCACCUCCCCUCUACCCUAAUCCAUUUAGAACCAGCGACUCCUCAUUUUCUCUUAGAUUUGAGACUCCUCUUUCAUCAGAAAUAGGAGGCAGCAAGGUCAAUUUUGUGAUAUUCAAAAUUAUAUCACUCGAAUUAAAGGUUGAUGAUCAGAAAUCGAAGGUUGUGGGAAACUUUAUCCAUUAUCUCUUGAGAUUUUUGGCUGAAUUGGUGGUUGGUUUCGUUUCCGCAUGGAAGCUAGCUCUUUAUACUGUCGCAGUCAUUCCCGGAAUCGCAUUUGCAGGUGGAUUAUACGCUUAUACUCUUACAUGUCUCACUUCCAAAAGCCUUGAAUCCUAUGCCACUGUUGGCAUCAUCGCUGAACAGGCUAUUGCACAAGUAAGAACAGUGUAUUCAUAUGUGGGAAAAACCAAAGCACUUGAUUCAUAUUCAGAUGCAAUAUAA
Messenger RNA from Lactuca saligna, 612 nucleotides. The record is from the annotation of a GenBank genome assembly. Lineage: Eukaryota; Viridiplantae; Streptophyta; Magnoliopsida; Asterales; Asteraceae.